Molecule: messenger RNA, 1779 nt
Organism: Sclerotinia borealis F-4128
Lineage: Eukaryota; Fungi; Ascomycota; Leotiomycetes; Helotiales; Sclerotiniaceae
Source: the annotation of a GenBank genome assembly
AUGUCCUGGAAACCUCUCCAACUUUCUAAUUCUUCUGGCGCUCAACUGCCUUCUUUCCUCAUCUCGUCUGAAUUCGACAGUGAUUCGUAUCUGGUUAGACUCACCGAUUUGUCGAAUACAUGGGCCGAGAGAGUAGAUCGCGAUGCGAUAGUUGAGCGGAGUAAAGAGGAUAAUACAAGUAUCGAUCCGAGCGAGGACGAGGACCAAUUAUCGAUAUUUCUUGAGAAGAUAAAGAUAGGACUUGCAGGAGGAAAAGACACAAACCUAUCUUUGCAAGUUGGGGCGGGCAUUGGAGAUAAUCUCUCACCCGAUCUAAUUCUACAUGUUACGAUUCCACUACCUGGUGGACUGAAGGACUUAGAAUGGCGGUAUCGAUUGACACCACAGUCGCCAAAAGAAACGGUCGAUAAACUAUUUCUUCCGAGUCUGGUCGCGCUACAAGAAAACAGAAAAGGGGUCGAGGAGCUAGUGGAGCUACUCGAAGAGAAAGAUGCUGUUAUUCAGAAACUUGUUGAUACAUUGGAAAGUCAAGGGACAGACCUGGGCACAAUUUUUCAUCAAGCGGCGGGAAGACCGGGUAGAAAGGUUGAUAGGAAGAAAGCGAGUGAGAAGGUUAAAGGUCUGAAGAUUUUCGACGUGCGUACCUGGAGAAGGGGGUUGGGAUCUGAUAAGACGGGAGACACGUGGGAAUUGCUGAACAAGGUGUUUUUUGACGAUGAAAUAGGCUCGAAACUCCCCACAACAAAUGAUCUGGGUAGAGAGGAUCGGCAACCUGAUUGGUGGGACCGCAUGCAGGGCAAGACGGUAGGCACCUCAGGGAAUAAGGUUGCGACGAGUCCAAUGGAUUUACCAAGGAGGAAUACCAAACAGGAACCUAUACCACCCGAAGACGAUUUCCAAGUGCAAUCAACACCCCCUCAUAUCUCCAGACCCAAGUUCAAGCCCGAUAUACCAAUGGAAGAUUCCACAGAAGACGAGGGCGAUGAUAUUGAUGCUCCAUCCCAGCGUUCGAGACUCCCAGAUAGUGUACCCAUCUCACAAGCUCGUGCGCCAAGUCCUAAUCAAACUCCAACCCCAAGCCCGAAUUCCCCACUAAAAGCAAAAACUACUGUCGAAGAGUCGGGCACAAAACGAAAAGCCCCCACGCCAAGUCCUCCGAGUCAAAAUGCAGAUGAUACCACCGAAGAUGACGAACCUAUACCAGCGAGUUCACAUUCUACAAGAACGAUUGAUAAUGAUAAUGAUAACACUGACGAUGAUACCCCAUCCUCUCCUCCAUCAAAACGACAACAGACUCCCCAGAAAUCACCAACCCCUCAAUCUCCACCAGCUAAAAAGAAAGGCAAGCUUGGAAAAAUAGGCGGGAAGAAAGCUCCUUCUCCAUCUCCAGAGCCGGAGCUAGAACCAGAAGUUGAACCUGCAGCCAUCAAGCCGCGACCUAAAAGAGGUAUGUUAGGCAAGAUUGGUGGAAAGAAAGGAGAAACCACAUCGACCCCUGAAAUUGAACCACAGAGUUCGGCGUCGCCAAAGAAGAAACUGGGUACGAUUGGUGGGAAGAAAGCUGCUGCUGGGAGUGCUAGCCAGAGAGAAGAUACUAUUGGCGAAGAUAACAGAGGGAGAGGAAGAGAGCAGAUGAAAGAGGAGCAAGAAAAAAUGAAAGAAAAAACCCCACCACCUAGAGAAACUUCUCAAGAGCGGGCUGAUAAGAAGAGAGCAAUGUUGAAGAAGGAACUGGAAGCUAAAAGCAAAGCGCCGGUCAAGAAGAAGAGAAAAUUUUAG